Eriocheir sinensis (Chinese mitten crab) is the source of this 3839-nucleotide messenger RNA. RefSeq names its product GPI transamidase component PIG-T-like (gene PIG-T). The record is from RefSeq and is a predicted model, not a curated record. Gene Ontology annotation, cellular component: GPI-anchor transamidase complex. Bases 250 to 2220 code for a protein of 656 amino acids. NCBI's taxonomy places the organism in Eukaryota, Metazoa, Arthropoda, Malacostraca, Decapoda, Varunidae. The transcript has 12 exons. Gene Ontology annotation, biological process: attachment of GPI anchor to protein.
CCCGUCCCUCGCGUCGGCAUGUAAACAACACUGACAGGAACCACAUUUUGAUGACACGAAAGAAGCGGAACAAAUAUUAGGUUUGCCUUGACACUUUUGGAGGAGAAAGGAAAGAGCCUGAAGACUGUGACACGAUAAAGUUAUAAAAUCAAGCAACACUGAAUAAAAAACGGAAGAAAAUAGCCCAUAAAGAAGGCGUGCCGCCGUUCAUCCGGGAGUGUUAUCGCACGCCAGCCUGGCCGGGCGACCAUGACCUCCCGGCUCCUCGGCUUGCUGGCGUGGGGCGUGUGGGCGGCGGCGUGGGGCGCGGCGGAGGCUGAAAACAACAAGUUCACCGAGGAGUUGCUGCUGCGGCCACUCGCCUCCGGGCACAUCCACUCCCACUUCGAGUUCACGACGACGUGGUACUCGCCGGAGGUCAGCGAGGCCAUCCAGCACUACCGCGACUUUGAGUUUGCCCAUUAUGACCUGUUUCCUCGUGCUCUUGGGGAGGUGGUUGAGCGCUAUCACGUGCGAGAGUUGCACCUCAGCUUGACGCAGGGGCUGUGGCGGCACCGGAAAUGGGGCUACCCAGUGGUGGACGCCCCUCCAGGAGCCCAGCUGUGGGUCUGGUUCACGCCCACUACAGACAACCUGGACCAGACCUGGAGAGACUUGGUAAAUGCCCUCAGUGGCCUCAUAUGUGCCUCACUCAACUUCAUCGACUCCACCAACACCGUCUCCCCAGAGCUGAGCUAUCGGCCGCAGGGUGUGGCUGACUCCUGGUAUGCCAACAAUUCAUCGUACAUGCGCUACGCUGCUCUUCCUCGGGAAAACGUGUGCACGGAGAACCUGACGCCAUGGAAGAAGCUGCUGCCCUGUGAUGCUCAGGCUCAAAGGGCCAGCGGGAUGGAAAUGAGCACUGCCGCCACACACAGUGAUAGCAGUGGUUUGGCUUCACUGCUUCACCCAGGGCCCCUCUACACCUCCCAUUACCACAGCCUCUCCCUCCACCUCAGGCCCUCGUGCCAGGAUGCAGAGUGCAAGAGUGCCCAGCUAGAGCUAGUGCAGGCGUUGUCCCUGGUGCAGCUGCCAGACUCCCUGGGGGAAGGUUUCCAGGACUGGGUCCUGCAUCACCUCUUCUCUGUGCCUCUCAUCUACUCCUGUCCACUGGCCGACAUCUCGAGGAUCUAUGUGGAUCUCACUGACAAUGAGGACAUGAAGAAAUUUACCCUUGAUCCGGAGCCCCACUUUGUGGAGGAAAGUGGGAGUGGACCCAGCCAUCGUCGCCUGGCAGUGUAUGACACCCAUGAGGCCCUAAAUGGAGACCCCUUCAGCAUAGAGGCCACCUACUCAGACCACCACAUCUACGGGGUGGUGUCCCCCCCAGUCCUGCAUGUGUCCCGCUUCAUCACAGGGUAUGGGCAGGAGGGAGGGAGCAUCACCGUCAAGUUCACCAACACUGGGUACGAGCCCCUCACAGUGGUGUACCUGGAGGUGGUCCCCUGGUACCUGCGCCUCUUCCUCCACACCUCACACUCUUCCACCCAGCUGGAGUCAAUGUAUGUGGCCAAGCUGGUGACAGCACGCGACCGAGAGCUGCCAUGGCUGUAUGAGGCAGUGCUGGAGUUAAAGCCAAGGAGCACCCGAGAAUUGAGUCUCGAGUUCAACCGGGCACUACUGAAGUGGCUUGAGUACCCACCUGAUGCUAACCAUGGCUUUUAUGUUCCUGCGGCAACUGUCUCUACUGUCCUUCCUUCACCACGUAAUGUCUCCGUCAACUCCCUCAAUGAGUCAACACUAAAUAAAAAGUUGCUUGUGCGUGAUGGCGAGAGCUUUGUGCGCAUCCACACGGAGACCCUCCUGGUGAGCCUCCCCACUCCAGACUUCUCAAUGCCCUACAACGUGAUCUGUCUGGCCUGCACUGUGGUUGCCCUCGCGUUUGGCCCAAUUCACAACAUUACCACAAAGAAAUUGGUGCCGAAGAAAGUGGAAGUCAAGGAGUCCCAUCUUACCCGCAUGGUCAAUAAAAUCAAAGGGCUGUUCAGGAGAAUUUCCAAAACAGAAGAAGGAGCAGGUAAGACUCCUGCAGCAGAGCCAGUUGUUGUGGAGGAGAACCCACUCUAUGAAGACAGGGAAGAGCUGGAGGACAUCAUGGAGGAAGAGGAGGAGGAGGAGGAACAGGAAGAUGAAAAGGGCUCUUGUAAGCCUAGUGAGAGAAACACCAGGAAGGACAGAUGAAUGGGUGUAAGUAUAGUUAGAAACAGGAAAGCUGUAAGAUAGAUCAGUAUCGCGUUGUGAUAUACCUAAAGGGCAUCAGUCAUUUUUUCAGUACAUUAUUAUUUUCAAGUGUGUCAGUAAAUAAGUUGUGAUGCAUGGAACAUUUUUAUUAUUGAGAUAUUUCCACACAAUUUAUUUCCCAAGGAAGUAAAAGCACCAGUAUUGAGUAGGAGUUAGUUAAGGGUAGUUGUAGAUGCAGUAGUAGUUGCAGCAUUAGUACAACUAACUCUUUAUUGUCAUGAUAGAAAAAGGUUCAUUGACCAACUACAUGUGUGAGACUUUCCCACCAUUCCAUCAGUCUCUCCAGCCUUUAUAUUGAUAGAGGAAAGUGAUGCUGAACACAUUAAUGCUUUCCAUAAAUUUGGGUAAAAUAUCCUGAAGCUACACGGGUGUAAUGGUAGGACCUGAUAAUGUAACAGAAAUGCAUUUGAAAAAAAUAAGACCCAAGCAGACUGCACAUUUGCCUCAGCCACACAGUUACAAAAGUUAUGCUUUGAUACACAUUUAAUCUCCUUCAGUUGUUGUAAGGAGUGCACAGAAGUGCUUUACUACUAAUAGUGAAACUGAUACAGCUUAGGGAGGUUAUGAAAUUAUUAUUAUUUCGUUUCUGGAUGUAUGUGUGGCUUGUAUUUGAAAUAUCCUAAUUAUCUGCCAAGGGAAUUUGUAAGAUAACUUCAUGCUUUAGAGUGAAAUAUUAUUGUGUGUUGUGGAAAAGAGUUUUGCCUUUAUACAUAAGUACUGCAGCAAAACCUUUCAAAUGGUCAUGAAUAUUUCAACACAGUUCAGACCAUUAAUUGUUCAUAAGACACAUGAUUACUGUCAAUAAAACAAAAGGUGGUAUCUACGAGGCCAAAGUAACUUCUGUAUCCUUGUUCUGGUGGAAGUUGUUCCAUUGGAAAGAGUAAUGUUAAGCAGGAGCUCAGUGGUAGUACCAGAACCGGGAAUUUCUCUUUGUUAAUAUUCAUGAUAAGUAGUACUCAUUUAAAAGGAAGUGUAUACAUUGGGCUAGGAUUAAGAUGUGAAGAGGAUGUACUGUGGUAUCAUACAGUAGAUAGGUAAUGGGCUGAUGUAAUAAUAUUUACUUUGUUAAUGCUGCCAUAUUCCAUCAUGACCAGAUGGUUAUUCUUCAUGGUCACUCUAUCCCUUCUGGUUACUCUUCAUGCAGGCAGCCGCUCCCCUGUGCAAUGUGAUUCAUGUCAUGUAGAUACUUAUGUCAGAUCUGUGGCAGAUCAGCUUUUAUGCUAAAAUUGGUAUCUAAUUUUAAGAAAAUUAAGAUUUCAAUACUGUGAUUCCUUCAUGGGUUUUUGCCUGAAAACAUUUACUCCACCAAAGAAUCCGGUCAUCUAACCCAUUUGAUGCAUGGGGCACUAAUGUGUUCAGUACCAUGGGGCUCUAUGGACCUGGACAUGUGAACUUGUAAUUUAGAUGUAUAUUUGUAGUUAAAAGCAGUUGUUUGAAUACUUAAUUUUAUAUUUGCAAACUAACCAUUUUGAAACUUUUGUGUGCCUCUGUAUCUGAGUAUUUUCUAAGGAUAAUGUUUAACAAAUCAAUGCCAUUAAAAUUUGACAUUCCAUUUUGUA